GCGACGGCGGUCGUCUGUAUUUCGGUUGUUAUCUCUCUGGGAGAAAAAAAGGGCGAAAUAACUCCAAAUAGACAGCGACUUUAACAGACUUCAACGCUGAGAUAUUUGUCUAAUUCUUCCUUGUCCAGCUUGUGGCAGGGCUCUGUAAUGACGGGGUGUGACGAGCAUUUGAAUUAGCUCUCCGUUAGUUUGAAGAAAGAGUGAGUCGGGCUAGAGAGAGAGAGAGAGAGAGAGAGAGAGAGAGGAGCCAUUUUGUCCCGACUGUGUGGGAGAAAAGAGAGUGGGAAAGAGGAGUCACACGGGAGGAGAUCCUAUUUGUUGCUUUGUGUGCUAAUGCUGUAAGGGGGGGAAACAGUCGGGCUUGGGAUACAUCGCGUCUCGGCCACGUUAUUUGGGUGGUAUUUAGCCAGCUAGCUUGCAAAGCUAACCAACACAUCACAGAUCGUUCACCGUCCGGAGGAGCGGGGCAGCUGGUCGGGUUUUUUUUUUUUUUUUUUUUUAGCAAAGGAGCCGGCGUUAGACUCCACACAGGCGUGCCAGGGUUAUCCCAAGUGUUUUUUGUGUCUCGUCUGGGUCAAUACAAGCUGUUAUUCAAUGGCGAAGAAGACGUACGACUUGCUGUUCAAGCUGCUUCUGAUCGGGGACUCGGGCGUGGGGAAGACCUGUGUGCUGUUCCGCUUCUCUGACGACGCCUUCAACACAACCUUCAUCUCCACCAUAGGAAUAGACUUCAAGAUCAAAACUGUUGAAUUACAAGGAAAGAAGAUCAAACUACAGAUCUGGGACACAGCGGGCCAGGAACGGUUCCACACCAUCACCACCUCCUACUACAGAGGAGCCAUGGGCAUCAUGCUGGUCUAUGACAUCACCAAUGCCAAGAGCUUCGAAAACAUCAGCAAAUGGCUGCGCAACAUUGACGAGCAUGCAAAUGAGGACGUUGAGAGGAUGCUGCUAGGCAACAAGUGUGACAUGGAGGACAAGAGGGUCGUACCAAAAGCCAAGGGGGAGCAGAUUGCGAGGGAGCAUGGCAUUAGGUUUUUUGAGACGAGUGCUAAGGCCAACAUCAACAUCGAGAAGGCUUUCCUCACGUUAGCAGAAGACAUCCUCAGAAAGACACCUGUAAAAGAGCCCAACAGUGAAAACGUCGACAUCAGCAGCGGAGGUGGAGUCACAGGCUGGAAGAGCAAGUGCUGCAGUUGAACUACUCCUCAGUUGCGCUCAUACUAACGCACACAAACACACAUCAACACAGACACAGACACACACGACACACACACACACACACAUACAUAUUCUAUCUCUCUCUCACUCUCUCUCUCUCUCUCUCUAACUGCUAACUCUAACUCUCUCGCUCUCUAAUAUGUCUCAUGAGUUUUCUUGCACACUGACACUCUCUGUCUGUCUCUUUAUCAGAAUAAAACAAUAAACUACUUCACUCGUCUAAUCCCCCUCCUCCACCAUAUUCUUCCACUCUCCAUCUGAUGAUCAUUUUUAUUUCUGAUGAAAAGAGGAAUCCAGUCACGUUUCUUGUCAUUUAUUUUAAAAGUUGUUAAACAAAAAACAAAAAAAAAAGAAGAAGUAAAAAAAGUGUGAAAAGACAAGCUCAUAUUUUUAAUAUUUCCUUUGCCUGAGCUCACCUGGUUGGACACCCUCACCCACCCUUAACCACACCCCCACCCACAGCACUCACCUUCAGUCAGAGGAGAUCAAAAGAAAAGAAAAUCAAACAAAAAAAAGGACAAAUGUAGGAUUAACAUUUUGUACACUUAGUGGGGUUUCUGUUGUCUAACAGUAUUUGGUCAUUUACAAUUUGUUACCAAGUGACAGAGGCGUGGCUAGCUCCUUUUGUAUGUGGGGGUUUAUUUUGUCCUGUGCCUUAUAUGGAAGACAGGGGCGGGGCUGUGUGGUGGGCGGAGCCACAUCCACCCAAUGAAAUUACUGUUUAAUCUUCUGUCAGUUUAGGCUCCUAUCAUGAGGACGCCAAAACUGAAGCAGAAGCUUUUGAAUUUCUCCUCCAGCCAAGAGAACGGCAUUAUACAGUAUGUCCUGUUUAUUGAUGUUUUAUUUUUAUCUGUAUGAUUUAUUUUACUUUUAUUUCUUUUCCCUAUUUGGGUUAAGUUUUUUUUUUUUUUUCCCUGCAUGCAGAUUUCUUUGGGUUGGAAGCGUUCUGUAACGUUGUGUAACGUUUUCCACUGGGUAACUGUGGGCGGGAGGUACAGAAGUUCUCUUUGGAAAUUCAAACAGUUUUGCAGAUCCAUUAAAAAUAAGCUUGUUUAAGUUAA
This is a messenger RNA of Anoplopoma fimbria (sablefish), 2282 nucleotides long. It is a transcript of the gene rab10, whose product is annotated as RAB10, member RAS oncogene family. The transcript has 6 exons. Gene Ontology annotation, biological process: cellular response to insulin stimulus. NCBI's taxonomy places the organism in Eukaryota, Metazoa, Chordata, Actinopteri, Perciformes, Anoplopomatidae. The record is from RefSeq and is a predicted model, not a curated record. Gene Ontology annotation, molecular function: GTP binding; GTPase activity. Bases 595 to 1200 code for a protein of 201 amino acids. Gene Ontology annotation, cellular component: insulin-responsive compartment; recycling endosome; Golgi apparatus.